This is a messenger RNA of Carlito syrichta (Philippine tarsier), 2530 nucleotides long. It is a transcript of the gene RALGPS2, whose product is annotated as Ral GEF with PH domain and SH3 binding motif 2. Gene Ontology annotation, cellular component: plasma membrane. NCBI's taxonomy places the organism in Eukaryota, Metazoa, Chordata, Mammalia, Primates, Tarsiidae. Bases 437 to 2188 code for a protein of 583 amino acids. The record is from RefSeq and is a predicted model, not a curated record. Gene Ontology annotation, biological process: positive regulation of GTPase activity; Ras protein signal transduction. The transcript has 20 exons. Gene Ontology annotation, molecular function: guanyl-nucleotide exchange factor activity.
GUCAGCUGGCCCUCCAGCCCGGAGCCGGGCGGAUCGGGAUGAAAGGAGAUUCUGGACGUAUCUGAUCCAGCACUUGCAAAGCCGGGAGAUCCCUCUGCAAAUAUCCGGAAUUCCAUUGCAGUAUCGGAUUAGGUAGGUUCAUCAACACCGUGCUUUGGAGGUGAUUUGGGAGAAACGCGAGCCACAGGCGAGGAGCUGAUACCUGGAAAAAAGCCGAAAACCUGUGCGGUGCGGAACGAUCCCCCCCACCUGCCCCCCUCGCAGCUCUUUUCCUGUAGCCGAGUGUGGUGUAGACGGAGGCCAGUUUCAGUGUACGUGGGCGUGUUUGGGAAGAAGCUGCGAGCUGAUAGGAGGAAUAAUGUAUUUGUGGCCUUGGACAUGAAGUGGUCAGUCUUCUGUUGCUGUUAACAUAGGGUCAGGGACUGAUGAGGGAAGCAUGGACCUAAUGAACGGGCAGGCAAGCAGUGUGAAUGUUGCAGCUACUGCUUCUGAGAAAAGUAGCAGCUCUGAAUCAUUAAGUGACAAAGGAUCUGAAUUGAAGAAAAGCUUUGAUGCUGUGGUAUUUGAUGUUCUUAAAGUUACACCAGAAGAAUAUGCGGGUCAGAUAACGCUAAUGGAUGUUCCAGUAUUUAAAGCUAUUCAGCCAGAUGAGCUUUCAAGUUGUGGAUGGAAUAAGAAAGAAAAAUAUAGUUCUGCGCCAAAUGCAGUUGCCUUCACAAGAAGAUUUAAUCAUGUAAGCUUUUGGGUUGUUAGAGAGAUUCUUCAUGCUCAAACAUUAAAAAUUAGAGCAGAAGUCUUGAGCCACUAUAUUAAAACUGCUAAGAAACUGUAUGAGCUGAAUAACCUUCAUGCACUGAUGGCAGUGGUUUCUGGCUUACAGAGUGCCCCAAUUUUCAGAUUGACUAAAACAUGGGCGUUAUUAAGUCGAAAAGACAAAACUACCUUUGAAAAAUUAGAAUAUGUAAUGAGUAAAGAAGAUAACUACAAAAGGCUCAGAGACUAUAUAAGUAGCUUAAAGAUGACACCUUGCAUUCCCUAUUUAGGUAUCUAUUUGUCAGAUUUAACAUACAUUGACUCAGCAUACCCAUCAACUGGUAGCAUUCUAGAAAAUGAGCAAAGAUCAAAUUUAAUGAAUAACAUCCUUCGAAUAAUUUCUGACUUACAACAGUCCUGUGAAUAUGAUAUUCCCAUGUUGCCUCAUGUCCAAAAAUAUCUGAACUCUGUUCAGUAUAUAGAAGAACUACAAAAGUUCGUGGAAGACGAUAAUUACAAGCUUUCAUUAAAGAUAGAACCAGGGACAAGCACGCCACGUUCUGCUGCUUCCAGGGAAGAUUUAGUAGGUCCUGAAGUUGGAGCAUCGCCACAGAGCGGAAGGAAAAGUGUGGCAGCUGAAGGAGCCUUGCUCCCGCAGACACCCCCAUCCCCGCGCAACCUGAUUCCACAUGGACAUAGGAAGUGCCAUAGCUUGGGUUAUAAUUUUAUUCAUAAAAUGAACACAGCAGAGUUUAAGAGUGCAACGUUCCCAAAUGCAGGACCAAGGCAUCUGUUGGAUGAUAGCGUCAUGGAGCCCCAUGCACCGUCUCGAGGCCACGCGGAAAGUUCUACUCUCUCUAGCGGAAUAUCAAUAGGUAGCAGUGAUGGUUCUGAACUAAGUGAAGAAACCUCAUGGCCUGCUUUUGAAAGGAACAGAUUAUACCAUUCUCUCGGCCCGGUGACAAGAGUGGCACGAAAUGGCUAUCGCAGCCACAUGAAGGCCAGCAGUUCUGCAGAGUCAGAAGAUUUGGCAGUACAUUUAUAUCCAGGAGCUGUUACUAUUCAAGGUGUUCUCAGGAGAAAAACUUUGUUAAAAGAAGGCAAAAAGCCUACAGUAGCAUCAUGGACAAAAUACUGGGCAGCUUUGUGUGGGACACAGCUUUUUUACUAUGCUGCCAAAUCUCUAAAGGCUACAGAAAGAAAACAUUUCAAAUCAACAUCAAAUAAGAACGUAUCUGUGGUGGGAUGGAUGGUGAUGAUGGCUGAUGACCCAGAACACCCAGAUCUCUUCCUGCUUACUGACUCUGAGAAAGGAAAUUCAUACAAGUUUCAAGCUGGCAAUAGAAUGAAUGCAAUGCUGUGGUUUAAGCACUUAAGUGCAGCCUGCCAAAGUAACAAACAACAGGUUCCUACAAACUUGAUGACUUUCGAGUAAAAGCUUGAGAAAAAAGAGAGGGGAACUGUUGUUUCUGCUGGGAGCCGGGACCUGAUGCACAGCGCCAGCUGUCAACCAUCCUGUGCCAGGAAGAGACCAGAGGCUCUGGCUCAGCCUUUGGAGUUCUGAACCAAAAAAGCACUAAUUUCAGGGAAUGAAGUGAGAUAUUCCCAGAGAACAAAUUGGAGUUGUAAAACAAACUGCCAUGAACCAUACUUUUAUCUCUCAACUGACCUGUGGAAACCACUGCCUUAAAAGAAUGAAAGGAAAACCAACAUGAAACACCAAAUAGUGUGUGUGAAUCUUCCGGCGGUGCUGUGCUUGGGAUUGAUCGUAGCUAAU